Messenger RNA from Naegleria gruberi, 2240 nucleotides. RefSeq names its product DEXH box helicase. The record is from RefSeq and is a predicted model, not a curated record. Gene Ontology annotation, cellular component: intracellular anatomical structure; nucleolus. Gene Ontology annotation, molecular function: RNA binding. Gene Ontology annotation, biological process: positive regulation of transcription by RNA polymerase I. The transcript has 6 exons. The coding region runs from base 416 to 2221 and encodes 601 amino acids. NCBI's taxonomy places the organism in Eukaryota, Heterolobosea, Eutetramitea, Acrasida, Naegleriidae.
GAGAAAAUUACCAUUUAGUGGUGGUGGUGGCAUUGAAAGCUAUAAUAAUAAUAGGAGACAAAAUAAAAGGAAAUCAUCAUCAUUGGAAAGUCAAGAUCAACAACAAUCUGAGAGUUAUAAAGUGAUAAAAACUGCACCACCUAAAAAAUUAAAGACUUCGGAAGUGUCGGAAGAAAAGUAUUUAAGAAUUCAAAAGGAAAAAACUUUAUUACCAAUUUAUGAAGCCAAAUCAUCUUUAGUUGAUGAAAUUAGGAAGAAUAAAACUCUAGUUGUUGUCGGUGAGACAGGUUCAGGAAAGACAACUCAAAUUCCUCAAUAUAUUUAUGAAAGUGGAAUUUGUGGAGAGGGAUGUGUUGCAAUUACCCAACCUAGAAGAGUUGCUGCAAUCUCAAUUGCUAGACGUGUCUCUGAGGAAAUGAAUGUUAAAUUGGGAGAGGAAGUUGGUUACACGAUUCGUUUUGAGGAUGUUUCUAAUCCACAUAAAACUAAAGUUAAAUAUUUAACAGACGGUAUGCUCUUGAGAGAAUCACAAAUUGAUCCAUUACUCAAAAAAUACUCUGUAAUUGUAUUGGACGAAGCUCACGAAAGAACUUUACACACAGAUGUUCUUUUCGGAGUUGUUAAAAGAUUACUGAAAGAAAGAGAUGAUUUGAAAGUAAUAAUCAUGAGUGCCACUUUGGAAGCUCAAUCAUUUUCUAAAUUUUAUGACAAUGCAAAGAUUUUAUACGUUUCUGGUAGACAAUUUCCUGUAGAUAUUUACUAUACUGAACAACCAACAUCUGACUAUGUCGAUGCUGCAAUUACAACAACUUUCCAAAUCCAUUUAGACGAGCAAUCUCCAACAGGAGAAUCAUUAGGUGAUAUUCUGGUAUUCUUGACAGGUCAGGAAGAAAUUGAACAAGUUGCCAAGUUACUGGAACAAAAAGCUAAAAUGUUACCUCCUGAAGCCCUUAAGUUAAUGGUUUGCCCAAUCUUUUCAUCUUUACCUUCAGAGAAACAAAUGGAAGUAUUCGAGCCAGCACCUUCAGGAUGUAGAAAAGUUAUUUUGGCAACCAAUAUUGCCGAAACAUCUAUUACUAUUAAUGGUAUUAGAUUUGUUAUUGAUACAGGUUUUGUGAAAUCAAAGGCUUUCAAUCCUUUGAAUGGAAUGGAAUCUCUGGUGUUAACACCAAUUUCUAAGGCCUCAGCUAGACAAAGAUCUGGUAGAGCUGGUAGAGAGUCGAGUGGUAAAUGUUUCAGAUUAUACACCGAGGAAGCAUAUCACAGCUUGGAUAAUUUUACAAUUCCAGAAAUUUUGAGAUGCAAUCUUUCCACUGUUGUGCUUCAACUUAAAUCUAUGGGUAUUGAAAAGGUUCACAAGUUUGAUUUUAUGGAUAAGCCACCAAAGGAAUCUCUCAAAAAAUCCCUUGAAACACUUUAUAAUUUGGGUGCUCUUGAUGAAAGAGGUAAUCUUACUGAACUAGGUGUAAAAAUGGCUGGAUUCCCUCUUGAACCAAUGUUUGCUGUUUCGUUAUUGAGAUCAACAGAAUUUGGAUGUACAAAGGAAAUUUUGGAUAUUGUUUCAAUGCUUUCUGUAGAAUCUAUUUUCUAUGCGCCUUAUCAUAAGAGAGAGGAAGCAAACAAAAUCAAGAUGAAAUUUGCCUCUAAAACAGGUGAUCAACUCACACUUUUGAACGCUUUCAGAGAAUUCAAUUUGGUAAAAAAGAGUGCCAAGGAAGAUAUUAAGAAGUGGUGUUUCGACCACUACAUCAAUUACAAAUCCAUGACAAAAGUAUUGGAUGUCAGAAAACAAUUGAGAGACUAUUUAAUGAACCUAAAUUAUGAAAUUUCCUCAUGUGGAAAAGAUUUGGCAAUGGUUAGAAAAGCAUUAUGCUCUGGAUUUUUCAUAAAUGUUGCUGUUAGAGUUCCAAACAAGAGAAUGUACAAAACAGUGACAGAUAAUAUUGAGGUCAGAGUCCAUCCAUCCAGUGUUUUGGUAGACCCAUUCCCAGAUUGUGUAUUGUACAAUCAAAUGAUUUUAACAACUAAGCAAUAUAUUAGAGAUAUUUGUUCAAUUGAAGGAGAAUGGUUGAAAGAUGUAGUUCCACCUCAAUAUAGAAAUGCUCUUUGGACUCAAACUGCUAACAUGUUAAAAGAAACUCAAGAAGCCAAACAAACAGUUGAAGAAAAAACAAACAAAAACACCAAGAAGCAAGCCUAUGUCGUUAAACACACUCCAUAAAAUUUUCAAGUUGACUGAU